Molecule: messenger RNA, 753 nt
Organism: Eruca vesicaria subsp. sativa (arugula)
Lineage: Eukaryota; Viridiplantae; Streptophyta; Magnoliopsida; Brassicales; Brassicaceae
Source: the annotation of a GenBank genome assembly
AUGUUAGAAGGUGCAAAAUCAAUAGGUGCCGGAGCUGCUACAAUUGCUUCAGCGAGAGCUGCUGUCGGUAUUGGAAACGUCUUCAGUUCUUUGAUCCAUUCUGUGGCGCGAAAUCCAUCAUUGGCUAAACAAUCAUUUGGUUAUGCCAUUUUGGGCUUUGCUCUAACCGAAGCUAUUGCAUUGUUUGCCCCAAUGAUGGCCUUUUUGAUCUUAUUCGCUGCGACCCAUCUUUGCAAAGCAAGAGCGAGGCCAAGAAGCAGCAGCGCUCGUACACUAGAAGGAUUUGGGUAUAGAGCCCGCUACGCGCCUUCAAAGGCCGGAAAGAGAUUUCGCUUUGGCUUUGGUUCGCUUGACCGUGUGACUAUGGUUCCUGUGGUCUUGGAGAUAAUGACUCAUGGGUAUGGGUCAGGACAGUAUGAACUUCGAGGGUUCAAUGCAGCUAGAGAGCUGCUGCACCUACGCUUCUCUGGCUGCAGGAGAUGGGGUCUCGAUAAAAGGAAAGGGAUGAGUUCAUUCUCUGGAAUGGUCUCGGAGAUGGCUUCUCUUCCCUCGGAUGGAGCAUCUGACCUUCCGUUGGAGAUGCAAUAUAUGGGGUUCCAUGGAUCCAUUAGUUGGUUCCGCGGUUCCUCGCUAGGGGAGAGAGCAGCCUUUCAGGAGGAACCUGUGACACCUGCACGGAUGCCUGGCUGGAACGAUUUGACAACGAAUUCAAUCUUGUCUUGGAUGCCCACCCUACAGGAUAAUAUCCAUUAG